Messenger RNA from Hymenoscyphus albidus, 2195 nucleotides. The record is from the annotation of a GenBank genome assembly. Lineage: Eukaryota; Fungi; Ascomycota; Leotiomycetes; Helotiales; Helotiaceae.
AGAUAUGCAAGCAUCGUAGAACUCUGGUUGGUCUAUGCUACCCCGUUACACCCAUCGGUUAGAUACCUGAAAAAGAAAGAAAUGUCUCACGAGAGUGAACAAAAGUUUGUCAAUUCUCAACCCCAUCAUAUUUGUUGCAAGAUCCUUGGAUUUCACCCAACGUCUUUUCAUGUGAAUUUUGUCUCUUGUAUCAAGUCAUGUAUUCUAGCCCUUCAUUUGAUGGUCUAAUCGGCUUUCAUCCAUCGUUUACUUCACUCCGGCCAUCGUCAUAUACGGCUCUUCUUCUCCUAGUCUCAUUGGGGCUAUAUUUCUACGUUCUCGGAGCUAUUAAAUACCGCGUAAGCCAUUUUACGUUCUUUUAUCCUAGAUCAUAUAUUCAUUUCACUACAGAUUGAUUGCAGCAAGAUACCGAGUUCGGGAAGAGGAGUGGAUGUCAACCAUCGUCAGCUAAACUCAUUUACCAAUGGCCUCUUGCACUGGAUGUAUUGAGGAGCGGUUUCAAAGCCGGACGUGAUAAAAGCUCCUAGCUUUCUUUACCAAACAUUUCGAUCAAUUGAAACCAACUUCUGAAGUAAAGAUCCUCGGAGGAAUUUGCUAUGUGACGCAGGAUCCUCAGAAUAUUGAGACAAUUCUAUCCUCGCAAUUUCAGGGUAAGAUAUCCUUACUUGGACCUUCGUAAGGGUACGUUGACUCCAUCACGCUAAUGGUAAAACCAUCUCAGACUUUCACCUCGGUCCUCGUAGUAUGGCUAUGACGGCAAUGAUCGGCGAAGGAAUCUUCACUCAGGAUGGUCCUGCUUGGAAGCAUUCCAGAGAAGUCCUGAGGAAGCAAUUUAUGCGAAUGCAGUACCAAAACCUGAAGGGCUUUCGCGAGCAUCUGGAAAACCUGAUUGGAAGGAUGAACAAUGCCCCUUCUGGAAUCACAGAUCUUCAGCCGAUGUUCUAUCGAUUAACGCUUGGAACAACGAUUGCUAGGAUUCUUGUCCAACCCGUCGAGAGUUUCGAGCAUGAGAUAGGUGACUUGUUUUCGAAAGCGUUUGACAAAGCUUCUUUAGUUACUGGAACACGGGCUAGACUUGGAGAUUUAUAUUUUAUCUACCGUCCCCGCGGCUUCUUUAAAGCAUGCGAAACAAUUAAAACGUAUACUUACCAGUUCGUCGCCGAAGCCUUGAAGCGGGAGUCGGAUUGUCCAGCGGAGUCCGAGAAAAGCUCCUUCAUUGCAGAUCUAUAUCAAGACAAGCAGAAAUUGCAACUGGCUGGGGAGCAGGUACUUAAUAUACUAAUAGCUGGACGAGAUACUACAGUCGCCACAUUAUCUUAUGCCUUGUUAGUACUUGGAUGUUUGAUUUCAUCUGGUCAUGGCGCUAACGCUUUCAAUCUAGUCACCUUCUUCUGGGCAACCCAAAGAUUCUAGAGUGUCUCCGUCGUGAGAUUGAUACCGUUGUCGGAGACGAAAAAGAAGUCACCAGAGUACAUAUACAGCAAAUGCCUUACCUACGCAAUGUUCUCCAAGAGAGUAAGGCAGACCAACAAGCUCUCCAGCCAGAUAUUCGCUGACGAGCAAAAUAGCCCUUCGAUUGUAUCCCCCAGUGCCGAUCAAUACUCGAUUUUGUCGGAAGACAACAACUCUUCCAGUGGGCGGUGGUCCGGACGGGAGCUCACCACUUUUUGUUCGAGAGGGAAUGCCUGUUGCAUAUUCAGUAUACCACAUGCAGCGAAGCAAAGACCUGUACGGCCCCCGCCCUCUAGCUUUCAGACCCGAGAGAUGGGAAAGCCAGGAGCUUAACAGCAUUGGUUGGGGCUAUCUUCCCUUCGAUGGUGGACCUCGAGUCUGUUUGGGAAGUAAGUCUGCCGAUCAUACCCUUCACACCACUAUAUGAUCGAAUCAUCGCUAACCGUGACAAUGAACAGAGGAUUUCGGACUCAUGCUGGCAUCAUGUGCAAUAGUGCGGGUUCUUCAGGAGUUUCCUGGCAUAAAAGUUGCUCCGGGUGAGGGUAUAGAUGAGCCUGGAACGGAACGUCAACAUCUCACUCUGACUUUGUCAAAUGCUCGAGGUUGUAGGGUGCUUCUUCGCUAAGGCCCAUGUCGACUCUUAGUACGAGGUAGAAUACAAGAUACCUGGUCAUUACUCUAUAUAAACGAUAUAAGUUAAGGAUUUAUUAUACCAAACUUCUAAUACAUGUAAAAUAAUCAAA